AUGCGAUGGUGUUCUCGUAGGACGACGGUGGGGUACGGCGAUAUUACUAGCGCGAGCGAUCUCGAGCGGUGUUUUUCUAUUGUGGGGAUGAUUAUCGGCGCGACGGUGUUUGGGUACAUCAUCGGAAACGUGGCCGCCAUCAUGGAGAAUUUCAACGUCACCGACGCCAUCGAAAACGGCAAGAUGAACCAGAUCAAGGAAUGGCUCUACGACAGAAAGUUUCCUCCAGCGCUGGCGGACAAGAUCCGCCGUCAGUACCGCUACAUCUUCACGGAGGUGGGAGUCUUCGACAACUCGGAGAUCGUGGACGUCAUGCCGGGCGUCAUGUCGACUUCCCUGCUCUACGCCCAGCACCGAGCGGUGGCAAAGGGGGUCGGGUUUCUAAGGCAACGCCCGCCGGUUUUGGUCGGCCGGCUGUUACGGAAGAUGGUGCCGUGCUUCGCCAACUGCGGCGACGUGCUCUACCUCGAGCACGAGGUAGGAGGGCACUGGUAUUUCCUUCGUGCGGGUACCAUUUCGUUCUACGUGUCUAUGUCUCCGCUGGAGACGCAGUCCGAGGUGCUGCUGAUGCGAAGCUUGUCGGACGAUGGACACUUUGGUCUGACCCCCGUACUGCUUAACGUGCUCAACAGUGAGACGGCCACGGCCACGGCGGCCGCAGAGCUGCUGACCAUCCGGAAGGUCGACCUUAUCGAUAUCCUGCAGCACUGGCCGGAGGUAAUGGCGGAACUGACGAUCGAAGCGGAACGCCUCUUCAAGGAAGUUAAGGCGGAAGCGGUGGGCGAUGUUAGUACUGAUGACAGCAGUAGUGGAGAGUUGGAGCGAGAGGGACGACGAGAAGCUGAAGGAAGUGGGGGAGAAGGCUCGAAGGGUGGAGGCGGCGAAGAAGACGAAGAGCGUCGGGUGGCAAGAAAAGCUGAGGCGGCCGCAAUGGCGGGCAAGGGGAUAGGAUUCGACGAGUCGCUCAGGAUACCCGGGGUGGCUGGGGCCGAGGAAGCUGCUGGAGUAUUACACGCCGCGGCAACGACGGCGGCAGCUACGACGGCAGUAGCACCAACAGUGGGAGUGGCAGCAGGCACCACGAACCCGGUUGAGGCUGCACGCGGGCGGGCAGCAAAGAAGCUACGUCCGCCACCAAUCGUGACCAAGGACGCCCCCCUCAUAUCCCUCGAUUUAUCGUCCGAAAAGACCCAAGACGACGACCACAACAAGAAUAGCAAUGUUGCCGGUGAUGGCAACGACAUGUCAGCGGACCCGGAACACAUGCGAAGGUGCUUCGUCGCCAAGACUUUCUCUCCGAGCGACCUCGGACUUGGGGUCUCCGCGGACGGAGCCUCUACCCCCGAGGCGGUGACAAAGGCGUCUCUUAUGAAGGCCCAGCGCAGGCGACGGACCAUCAACAAAGGAAUAACCGAAAUCGAUGGCCGAAAGCAGUCUGUGGACGAGGUCUUGGGUUUGAGUGAUGCCCUGCUUGGGAGCAUACCCCCUGAACGCCUCUUCUCGAUAACCGGAAUGUUUCACCCCGAGGCGCCUAUCAAGCUGUGGGUAAAAAUGGCGCUGUUUAGUCCGCGGGCUCGCCCGGACAGGAAGGUCGCGGACGAGAUUGUUUGA
Messenger RNA from Ectocarpus sp. CCAP 1310/34, 1611 nucleotides. NCBI's taxonomy places the organism in Eukaryota, Phaeophyceae, Ectocarpales, Ectocarpaceae. The record is from the annotation of a GenBank genome assembly.